AUCGGCCCAUACGUCACGGGAUCACUCUCGAGGCUGGUGCCAUCCCUCCGGGUGGAUGUAUCUACCGCAUGAGCGAAGAGGAACUCGAGGUACUUCGCGCACAACUCAAUGACCUUCUCGACAAGGGCUGGAUUCGCCCUAGUUGCUCGCCAUACGGUGCCCCUGUUCUCUUCGUCCGGAAGAAGAACAAAGACCUACGGUUAUGCAUCGAUUAUCGGAAACUUAACACACAAACCGUAAAGAACGCCGGCCCUCUCCCUCGGAUUGAUGAUCUUCUUGAGCGGUUAGGCGGCGCGACGUACUUCUCGAAGUUGGACUUGAAGUCAGGAUACCACCAGAUUGAAAUCCAKCCUCAAGACCGGUACAAGACCACGUUCAAGACGCGGUACGGGCAUUUUGAGUGGGUUGUCAUGCCCUUUGGCCUCACCAAUGCCCCCGCGAUUUUCCAAGCAGCAAUAACGACUGAGUUUCACGACUUGCUCGAUCGCAGCGUCCUCAUCUACCUUGAUGACAUCUUGGUUUACAGUAGGACGGUGGACGAGCACAUCGUACACCUUCGCGUUGUUUUGAAACAUUUGCGACUAGCCAAGUACAAAGCGAAUCUCGACAAGUGCCAAUUCGCCAAGCAAGAGCUUGAGUACUUAGGUCAUUUUAUCACGCCGAAAGGCAUUCGUCCCUUAGCGGACAAGAUCCAAGCCAUCGUGGAUUGGCCGGAACCCCGUUCUUUUGACUACUGUUCCCAGGGCCAAGGCAGUGAAAGUGCAUGCUCUUCAAUUCUUGAUCAGGAUCGAGCUAACUUAUGCGAGUUUAAGGCGAUGUGCAUACCAUCGAAAUGCGAUCAAAAUGACGACUGUUGCCGGAUGAAUUAUGAAGACGAUUGCCGAGAUACUGCUUUCGCAUGUGAUUGGAUUGAGCAAUGCACUCCAAUUGUUGACAUGUGCAGAUUGAAAAAUGCAAAAGAAGACUGCAGGCGGCUAUAUGGUUGUGUUUGGGUCGCCGCAACAAGUUCUUGUUAUAAUGCAAAGGCGGAACGUCAGCGGCUGGCCAAUGAGGCGGCAGCCCAAGCUCAGCGGACUGUUGAGGCUGACACCGUGGUACGAGAAAAGCGGAACGCCAUUAGCAUCGAAUCCCUGACUGUGAAUGAGAGCCAGUGGACGACACUGCUCCAAGGCAUGCUGUUUGUGCCUUCGGAUACACAGGCGGAUCCGACACCGGCGGAGGAAGAAAGGAGCRACCUGGCUAACCUKAUGUUGAACAUGAUGCGAGCGGUCAUGUGGAAYAAUACGAUGUUAAUGGUGCAAAUACACGAGGGCAGACAGCUGCGACAGAUCCAGCAGAAUGAUUCUGCAGCCUUAACAGYUGCUGUUYGCGCGGCYGCCACACAUCAGCAACAACAGCAACAGCUGUUGAGCACCACCACCGCACGCGUCAACAGCAUCGAGGCUAAGGCCUCAGCAGCGCCAGGCUGCACGACGGACACGGCGAAACAGCUCAACGAGCGCAUCGACCAUGUCGUCAGUUUAAUCGGCAAACUCAGUGAUUUCACCGGUCCGGCUACAAUCAGCAGCACGGUGGCCGCCAUCAAGACAGACAUCACCAAGCUGCAGUCACAACCGGCAGCAGCUGCGAAGGUAUACAAGAUGCCACGGUUCAACAUCGGCAAGUUUGAGGACUACAACAAGACCGACGCGUUGACAUGGUGGCAAGCCUUCCUCACGGAAGCAUCAUGCCACAAGGUCCCAACCGAAGACAUGAUGAAGGCCAUAUACUUCCAACUCAUUGGAGGGGCACAAGCAUGGAUGAACCACCUCGCAGUCAACAAGAAGACCACGAUCGCCGAGCUACACAAACACCUCACGUGGGAGGAGUUUGAACAAUUGUGGUUCACUCGAUUCAUGGUCCGCAACGUGGUGAAGGCGGCCAUGAACGAGGUCUACACAUGCUCACAAGGAAGCAUGCCAACUCGAGACAAGACAAUUAAGUGGCAAAAGAUAGUGACCACGCCAGGCUUCGAUUUGAGCUUUACAAACCAACGAUCCGAGUUCUUCUCGCGAUCGUGCGCAGGACUGCGAACCGCACUCGGCAACGAGUACGAUUACGCCUCAUUCCAGCCCAUCCUGGAUCGUGCGAACUUGGUCAUCCAAACGGAUGACAAGGCCGCAAACGAACGGCAGUCCCAGCCGCAUUAUGUGGCUAAGCAGGGCUAUCAACGACCGACACAUAACAAUGCCGUGAUUUCGGAAGAAACAGUCGAUCUCCACGCUGCAGCAGCAUCCUCGAAUGAUGGAGGAAUUGUAGCAGCGCUCCCGCCGAAGCGUCCGAAGAGAGUUCGGAAGAACAAGGCGACACAGGAGACGACAUCGACGGGAACUGGGCAGCAGCCAUGGACCGCAUACAAGAUAACCAAGGAAAUCUAUGACCUUCGUCAACGAAUUCGAGACGCCAUAGCUCGGAAUGACGUCGAGGAGAUGGGCCUUGUAUUCUUGCAUGCUCUCCCCUUGCCGGACGGACCAGUCACGUCACCGCCGGACCCACGCAUCACUCACCUCUUGGACGAGUAUGGAGACGUCUUCGAGGCUCCCACCGGAACGGUUCCGGAUCGGCCCAUACGUCAUGGGAUCACUCUCGAGGCUGGCGCCGUCCCUCCGCGUGGAUGUAUCUACCGCAUGAGCGAAAAGGAACUCGAGGUGCUUCGCGCACAACUCGACGACCUUCUCGACAAGGGCUGGAUUCGCCCUAGUUGCUCGCCAUACGGUGCCCCUGUUCUCUUCGUCCGGAAGAAGAACAAAGAUCUACGGUUAUGCAUUGAUUAUCUCAAACUUAACGCACAAACCGUAAAGAACGCCGGCCCUCUCCCUCGGAUUGAUGAUCUUCUUGAGCGGUUAGGCGGCGCGACGUACUUCUCGAAGUUGGACUUGAAGUCAGGCUACCACCAUAUUGAAAUCCAGCCUCAAGACCGGUACAAGACCGCGUUCAAGACACGGUACUGGCAUUUUGAGUGGGUUGUCAUGCCUUUUGGCCUCACCAAUGCCCCCACGACUUUUCAAGCAGCUAUGAUAACUGAGUUUCGCGACUUGCUCGAUCGCAGCAUCCUUAUCUACCUCGAUGACAUCUUGGUCUAUAGCAGGACGUUGGACGAGCACAUCACACACCUUCACGCUGUUUUGUAUCGUUUGCGACUGGCCAAGUGCAAAGCGAACCGCGACAAGUGCGAGUUCGCCAAGCAGGAGCUUGAAUAUUUGGGCCACUAUGUUACGCCAAAAAGGCAUUCGUCCCUUAGCGGACAAGAUCCAAGCCAUCGUGGAUUAGCCGGAACCCCGUUGCACGACGAAUAUUCUGCGCCGUCUUCCGCCCCACAGGUCCCCAAGGGUGUACAGUCUGUUUUGCACCCAUGUUAGCCAAUGGGAAUUCACAGCCAGGGAGACGGGCUUCCUGCCACUGUCGCAAAUGAACCGGUUCCCAAACA
Chara braunii is the source of this 3466-nucleotide messenger RNA. NCBI's taxonomy places the organism in Eukaryota, Viridiplantae, Streptophyta, Charophyceae, Charales, Characeae. The record is from the annotation of a GenBank genome assembly.